AUUUUCAAAUCUUCACAAUCUGGCCCCUUUGACAGCGGCCGUGACGCAGAAUUAUCCUCACACCGGAUUCCAGGACGACCGGAAUAACGCUUUGAUACUCUUCAUCCGACAUUGCUGGAACGAGUCACUCGUUGGGUAGCGUGGUUUCUGCGAUAGGGUUGACAUCAUGGCUGCGCCGGCGACAACGACGACAGCGGCGGCAGCGGCCGGCCAGGGGAAUGGAAACGGUGGGAGUCAGGCCCAGGGCGGUACCACCUCCAGCGUGGAUCCGGAUGUUGUGAACGAGAUGCUUUCACACUAUCUAUUUGUCGUUCUGGGCGCCCUUUCCGUCGCCCUCGCUGCCUGGCGCUUCACAACGCUCCUGGUCAGGUAUGUCCGGACUGUGACAUGUCUGCACAACGACACACAGCGCUACUUCGCCAAGCCGUCCGAGAAGCUAUCGUGGUUCAAGAGAAACAUCAUCUACGCCCCCAUCCUCAGCAAACGACAUAAUCGCGAGUUUCAGCUCAGUUCAGCGGUCAAUGUUGGAACUCUCCCUACGCGGUUGCAGCUGGUCUUCCUCCUCGGCUACUUAGCCACUAAUGUGGCUUUUUGCGUCCUGACCAUCGACUUCUCUCGACCUCUGGCCCAGGUUGCCGGACUGGUUAGGAACCGGACUGGAUACCUUGCCGUCGUCAACAUGAUACCCCUGAUCUUGAUGGCAGGCAGGAACAAUCCCCUCAUCUACCUGCUUGGAAUGUCGUUCGACACUUUCAACUUGCUUCACCGUUGGCUAGGCCGCAUUGUCAUUCUGGAGAGCCUUGCCCACACCUUGGCCUUCCUCGUCAAUAGCGCUUCCAAGAAUGGCUGGGAUGCGGCCUUCGCUGGCGUAUUUGGCUCGCAAUUCUUGCUGUUCGGAUUCAUCUCUACUUGCGCCUUUGUGGCCAUUGGUGUCCAGGCAGCGAGCUUGUUCAGGCACGCCUACUACGAAACUUUCAAGCUUGCUCACAUCGCUUUAGCAAUCGCUUCAAUCGUUGGCCUCUGGUACCACUUGGACCUGAAGAAACUGCCGCAAAUCAAAUAUGUCUACGUGGCCGUCGCCUUCUGGGCUCUGGAUCGUGCUGCCCGUCUUCUCCGUUUGGGAUACCGCAAUCUAGGCGCUGGCGGCACCAAGACGUUGGUGGAGGCACUACCCGGGGGCGCCUGCCGCGUGACGGUGAACAUGGCACGGCCGUGGAAGUUUCGACCAGGGCAGCACGCGUACCUUUACAUGCCGACCAUUGGCUUUUGGCAAUCACACCCUUUUACAGUUGCAUGGAGCGACGAAUUGGAACAGCACGACAAGGAGAAGCUCCCUGUGGCCCGCCAAGACGUCCUCGCGAAGAAGAAGACUACGGUGUCAUUCAUCAUCCGCAGCCGAACCGGCUUCACCAAUGCACUGUACCUCCGAGCGGCGGCCCAACCGGACGGGAAGAUGGUGACGCGGUGCUUGGUCGAAGGCCCUUACAUGGGCUCUAUCAGGCUACACUCGUACGGGACUGUCAUGCUCUUUGCCGGAGGUGUGGGCGUCACCCAGGCGGUGCCGCACGUCCGGGACCUGGUGGCGGGUUAUAGCAACGGCACUGUAGCGACACGCAAGGUUAUCAUGGUGUGGAUCAUUCAAAGCCCGGAGCACUUGGAGUGGAUACGCCCCUGGAUGUCAGAGAUUCUGGCAAUGGAGAAGCGGCGCGAGGUGCUGCGCAUCAUGCUUUUCGUAAGUCGCCCGCGGUCAACCAAGGAGAUCCACAGCCCGAGUGCCACAGUCCAAAUGUUUCCUGGCCGGCCGAACAUCGACACGCUGCUCGGCAUGGAAAUGGAGAACCAGGUCGGUACGAUGGGCGUCUCGGUGUGUGGCCCGGGUGCACUCAGUGAUGAAGUGCGGAGGGCGGUGCGGAACAGGCAAUACCAGGGGGCCAUCGACUUCGUCGAGGAAGCUUUCUCCUGGUAGGCAGGCUGACAAAGGAAGGGAUUGGUGUUGCCGGUCUGACCAUCAACUUCGCGGAUGAACUGAGGGGUUGAUUCGGGAUUGCAUGUUUCCCAUAUGUCGGUCAUUACUGUACAGGCAUCACGCAAACCUGCUAACGGUGGCAGCC
Messenger RNA from Canariomyces notabilis, 2111 nucleotides. RefSeq lists its product as uncharacterized. The transcript is spliced from 2 exons. The record is from RefSeq and is a predicted model, not a curated record. Gene Ontology annotation, cellular component: plasma membrane. Lineage: Eukaryota; Fungi; Ascomycota; Sordariomycetes; Sordariales; Chaetomiaceae. Gene Ontology annotation, molecular function: ferric-chelate reductase activity. Gene Ontology annotation, biological process: intracellular iron ion homeostasis; iron ion transport; copper ion import. The coding region runs from base 167 to 1966 and encodes 599 amino acids.